AUGGAGAAUACUAGCAGGAACACUGAAGUGCAUUCGAAUUCUGAUGCUUGUAGCAAUACUGUGUUUGAUCACCAUAGGAUUGAUGAAAAUUUUGAUGUUGAUUUGCGAGAGCUUGGUAAAGAUUGGAUCCCUGAAUGUGCCGAGGGAUUGAAACCAUACAUUGAUCAGCGUUUUAGUGAUCUUGAUCAAGCUUUUAUUUUCUACAAAGAAUACGGUAGAUCAUCUGGAUUUGAUGUACGUCGUUCCACUGAAAGGAGUGACAAGGAUGGUAAUACUAUAGAGAAGUAUUUUGUUUGCUCAAGAUCCGAACGUCCUGACGACAAAAAUGUUGAUGGAAAACUCCAAAAGAGGAGGAGAACGGUUUCAACAAAGUGUGAAUGCCAUGCAGACCUUGUGCUUGCUUCACAUCAACUAGGUGGUUUUUAUGUGAAAAAGUUCACAGAAUCGCACAAUCACCCUUUUGCAGGAAAGGGAGGAAUGCAAUUCCUAAGGUGUAGUAGGUCUCUAACCGAGUUCCACAGAACAUUUAUCUUUGAUGCGUCCAAAUCAAACAUUGGUGCUUCACGAGCGUAUACAAUUUUUAAAUCAAUGAUCGGUUCAUAUGAAGAUGUAGGAGCUACUGUUGUUGAUUUUAAGAACUUUGCCAGGGAUAUUAAACAACACAUUGGGAAGCACGACGCUGAUAUGAUUGUCCAGAAAUUCAGGGAUAUACAAGAAUCUUCAGACUCGAGUUUUAGAUUUGAAUAUAGAACCGACUCGGGAAAUCAUCUCACUCAAUUAUUCUGGGCAGAUGGUGAAGGCAGGAAAAACUAUGAAGUAUUUGGUGAUGCUGUUUCUUUUGAUGUAACGUAUAGGACAAACAAGUAUGGCAUGGUUUUCAUUCCUCUUGUAGGAAUUGACAAUCACUGGAAGAGUGUGACUUUUGGGGCGAUUUUGCUUGAACGGGAAGACAACGAAAACUAUAGAUGGGCAUGCGAAUCUUUUAAGAAGGUGUUUGGUAAGGAUCCUAAAUGUAUUAUUACAGACCAAGAUUUAGCAAUGAAAGCUGCUCUUCAGAUUUGCUUCCCACUUGUUAAGCAUCGGCUUUGUAUGUGGCAUAUAAUGAAAAAAUUUCCUUCUAAGCUAGGAACUGUUUUCUGUGCUGAAUCAGGAUUCAUGGACAAACUUGGACGAGUAAUCUGGGCAGAUCACAUAACGCCAGAUGAAUUUGAACAAGGAUGGAUAGAUGCUGUUGAUGAAUUUGACUUGAACGAGAAUGUUUGGCUAAAAGAAAUGUUUGACAUGAGAUCUUUGUGGAUUCCAGCAUACUUUAAUGAUGAACCAAUGGUAGGACUUAUGCGUACAACAUCGAGGUCAGAAAGUUCUAAUUUUUAUUUUGGAAAUUAUGUCCAACGAGGUGAUACACUUUCAGAGUUUUACAUAUGCUAUCAGAGUGCAAUUGAAAAACAAAGGAACAACGCUAAGAAACUGACACACUAUGAUGACUUCACACCAAAAACAAUUACAGACAGAGAGAUUGAAAAAGAUGCGAUUAGACUUUACACAAGGGAUCUGUUUUACAAGGUUCAAGAAGAGAUAAGAGCUGGUUGUAUGGAUAUUAUCCUAUUGGGCAUGACUUGUCUGGACAAUGUGAAGAAAAUAAAGAUCCAAGAACCAGGGAAGAGAACCAGGAUUUUUGAGGUUUUGUACUUUGUUAUUGAGAAUUUUUAUUCGAAGAAUACUUGCUAG
Molecule: messenger RNA, 1728 nt
Organism: Daucus carota subsp. sativus
Lineage: Eukaryota; Viridiplantae; Streptophyta; Magnoliopsida; Apiales; Apiaceae
Product: protein FAR1-RELATED SEQUENCE 5-like
Exons: 3
Coding region: 1-1728 (575 amino acids)
Biological process (GO): regulation of DNA-templated transcription
Source: RefSeq, a predicted model, not a curated record